Cordyceps fumosorosea ARSEF 2679 is the source of this 1038-nucleotide messenger RNA. Its product is annotated as Autophagy-related protein 27. The transcript has 3 exons. Bases 1 to 1038 code for a protein of 345 amino acids. The record is from RefSeq and is a predicted model, not a curated record. NCBI's taxonomy places the organism in Eukaryota, Fungi, Ascomycota, Sordariomycetes, Hypocreales, Cordycipitaceae.
AUGCGCUCCGACGUCUUGGUCACGGCGCUCCUAGGGGCGUCAUCGGCAUCGGCGAUGCUGGACUGCACUAAGAUUGUCGCCAGCGAGCACACAUUUGACCUGUCGAAGCUCGGCGGCCCGCACUCGGUCGUCACCUCGCGGCUCGAGCCCAUCACCGGGCUGCACCACAACCGGACGUACACGCUCGACGUGUGCGGGAACCUGAAGAAAAGCGGCGACGCGAAGAAGACGGAGGAGUGCCCGAACGGCACGCGAGUGUGCGCGAUCAAGAGGGUCAUCGGCGACAAUUCGGACCAAAUCACCGAGGUCAUUCCCAUCGCGGGCUCGCUGGAGAAUCAUGGCGGCACUGCGUUCGACUACGACGUUACGCGGCUCAAGACGAGCGACUCCAACGCCGACUCGAAGAAGGAGGGCCUACGGCUCGUUCUCAAGGGCGGCCGCCACGAGAAGCGGGAGCAGCGGGCCGUGAUUGAAUUCCUGUGCGAUCGCAAUCGCACCGGCCUGGAGGGCGAGUGGGAGGCUGAGGACAAGUACGAGAGCGGCAGCGGCGCGAAGCGCAGGCGCGACGACAAGGAGGCGGACGAUGCGAAGGAAGGUGAUGACAAGAAGGAAAAGGGUGACAACGACGAUACGAGUAACGAAGAGGUGGAGCAUCAAUUAAAGAAGGAGGACGCGUCGCUGCUGUGGGAGAGCUACGGCGUGGAGAAAGACGCGGACAUUCUGCGGUUGACUUGGCACACCAAGUAUGCUUGCGAGAAGCGCGACGACGACGACGUCAAGGAUCCGGAGGAGCCUCCGAGUAGCAGCAGCAACUGGGGCUUCUUUACCUGGCUGAUUAUCGUCGGCUUCCUCGGCACGGCGGCGUACCUCAUCUUUGGGUCGUGGCUCAACUACAACCGGUACGGGGCCCGCGGCUGGGACCUCCUCCCGCACGGCGACACGAUUCGGGACAUCCCGUACCUGCUCAAGGACUGGAUACGCCGGGUGCUCAACACGGUGCAGGGCGCGGGCAGCCGGGGUGGCUACAGCGCGGUUUGA